Erinaceus europaeus (western European hedgehog) is the source of this 983-nucleotide messenger RNA. RefSeq names its product olfactory receptor 6C70. The transcript has a single exon. Gene Ontology annotation, molecular function: olfactory receptor activity; G protein-coupled receptor activity. Gene Ontology annotation, cellular component: membrane. The record is from RefSeq and is a predicted model, not a curated record. NCBI's taxonomy places the organism in Eukaryota, Metazoa, Chordata, Mammalia, Eulipotyphla, Erinaceidae. Gene Ontology annotation, biological process: G protein-coupled receptor signaling pathway. Bases 4 to 942 code for a protein of 312 amino acids.
GAAAUGAAGAAUCAUACAAGGCAGAUAGAGUUUAUCCUACUGGGAUUGACGGAUAUUUCUCAAUUACAGAUUAUAACUUUUUUGUUUCUACUUCUAAAUUACCUGUUGAGUAUGGUAGGGAACUUGACCAUUAUUGCCCUCACUUUACUGGAUUCCCAUCUCAAGACCCCAAUGUAUUUCUUCCUUCGUAAUUUCUCUUUCCUGGAAAUUUCUUUCACAAGUGCUUGCAUCCCCAAAUUUCUAAUCACCAUCAUAACUGGGAAAAGAGUUAUUUCCUAUAAUGACUGUAUAUCUCAGUUGUUUUUUUACAUCUUCCUGGGGGUUACAGAAUUUUUCCUUCUUGCUGCUAUGUCCUAUGACCGCUAUGUUGCCAUCUGCAAACCUUUGCAUUAUACAUCCAUCAUGAGUGGCCAAGUUUGUCAGAAGCUUGUACUUGGUUCUUGGGCAACUGGGUUCCUAGUCAUUUUCCCUCCAUUGAUUUUAGGUCUUGAUUUAGAUUUUUGUGGUUCAAAUAUCAUUGAUCAUUUCAUUUGUGACAUUUCUCCUCUCCUGCAACUUUCUUGCACAGAUACACACUUACUAGAACUAAUAGCCUUUUCUCUAGCUGUGAUGACCAUCAUUGUGACAUUACUAUUAGUAGUUCUUUCUUAUUCUUUCAUUAUCAAGACAAUUCUAAAAUUCCCUUCAGCUCAGCAAAAGAAAAAAGCCUUUUCCACCUGCUCUUCUCACAUGAUUGUUGUUUCUAUCACUUAUGGUAGUUGUAUCUUCAUUUACAUAAAGCCAUCUGCAAAUGAAAGAGUUACUUUAAGCAAAGGGGUAGCUGUGCUCAAUACUUCUGUUGCUCCUUUGCUAAAUCCAUUUAUUUAUACUCUGAGGAACCAGCAAGUUAAAAAGGCCUUCAGAGCUCUAUUUAGAAGGUUAUUUUCUACUUCACACAAGUAAUGCUGUUUACUAAAAUCAUGAAAACACAAAGUAUCAUUUUA